UUAAAUGUAAACGAUCGUGUCUCUAUGGUGUAAAGGAAAAUGCAUUACAGCGAAGCUUUUUUGCGGCGUUGUGUUUUUAGAAGUGUUAAACGCGUGUUAUUGUAAUAAAUUAUUGGUGUUGUAUGCAGCAUGUUCUAAUAUUACAUGACGAUUUUGCAUUCAGUGUAUUUAGCUCAUAGAAUUAUACACGUAUGUACAAAGAUAAUUGUGUAAAAGCAAGAAAAAAGGCUAGAAGCGCAAGUGAGGAACUUUUGUAAAGGAAAUGAUGUUUAUCCAUACUGCCUAAGUAACAUUCAUAACUAAAAAGGAGAUAGCUUAAAGUUCAUCAUUUUAAUUUAAAUAUAAAUUUCCAACAUGGGUGAUGUUGGAGAUAUCGAUCUUUAUGCGGAUGAUAUUGAUCCAGAUUUUGCCGAAGAUGAAUUCGGCAAUGAAAAUGUUGACUUAUAUGAUGAUGUAGUGGCUGCACCUACAGGUCCUCAUGACAUUCCACCAACAGAAGGAGCUGCAACAGCAGUGCAAAGUGGAAUACAUCAUGCACCUGAAGACACUAAUGGAACUGCAACACACCAUACUGGAAACAAUAUAGGUAUAAGCCAUGGUCGAAAACACCAAUUAUAUAUUGGAAAUCUCACGUGGUGGACAACUGAUCAAGAUAUAGCAGCAGCCGUUCAAGAAAUCGGAGUAAAAGAUUUUGCAGAUGUCAAAUUCUUUGAAAAUCGAGCCAAUGGUUUAUCUAAAGGCUUCUGCAUGAUCAGUCUUGGCUCAGAACCUUCAAUGCGACUGUGUAUGGACAGGUUGCCAAAAAAAGAACUUCAUGGGCAAAAUCCAGUAGUUACUUUACCUACCAAGCAAGCUCUAAAUCAAUUUGAAAGCCAGUCAAAAAGCAGGCCGACACCUUCUUCAAAUGCUGGACCUAAAGGUCCUCAUCCAGGGGCUUCACCACAACAACAUAUGCAGUCUGGACCUAUGGGACCUCAGCAUAUGAUGCACCAACAGAGGCCCAUGGGACCACCUGGAAUGGGACCUCAGGGACCUCCAAUGAGAAUGCAAGGGCCACCAAUGCAUAGGCCACCACAGCAAGGUCCGCCAGUGCAGUUCCAACAACAGCAGGGCCAGUGGAAUCCGCAAUUACGGCCAAAUGGUGGUGGUAAUGGACCUCCUCGGCAACCAAUGAUGCAGCGGCCACCUCAGGGACCUCCUCAACAGAUGAGACCUAUGUUCCAAGGCGGUCCACCAGGUUCUCAGGGUCCUCCACGUAUGCCCGGUCAAAUGGACAUGCGGGGGCCACGACCUGAAUGGCAGAGACCUCCUCAUAUGGGUGUGCCUCCAGGUCAUCCUGGACAAUUUGGUCAACCACCACAGCCUGGUCCUCAUAUGCCACCAAAUGGACCACCACAAGGGCCUCCACAAGGUCCGCCUCAAAUGCAAGGUGGUCCAGCCCCACAUGUAAAUCCUGCAUUCUUCAACCAACCUAGACCAGCAGGUCCGCCUCAUGUCCCUGUUCAGCAUGGCCCGCCUAUUGGUCCACCUCAUGGUCCUCAACAUGGUGGUCCUCCACAGCACCCUGGUGCUCCUCCGCAUGUUCAACAACAACAUUUUCCACAAGCUGGUGGUGGAAUGCCACCUCGUGCUCCAUGGCCUGGCAAACCAGCACAAGCUCCUUACCCUGGUCCUGUCGUAGAAUCUAGUCCUCCUGUCAGUGAAAAAGAGUUUGAAGAGAUCAUGGGCAGAAACCGUACUGUUAGUAGUUCCGCCAUUGCACGUGCUGUGUCUGAUGCAGCUGCUGGAGAAUAUGCCAGUGCAAUAGAAACCCUAGUAACAGCUAUUUCAUUAAUUAAACAGUCAAAGGUAUCUAAUGAUGAUCGAUGCAAAAUCUUGAUCAGCUCCUUGCAAGAUACAUUGCAUGGGGUAGAGACUAAGAGUUACGGUUCUUCAAGAAGGGAACGAUCCAGAUCUCGUGAAAGGUCUCACAGAAGGCCAAGGCGUGAACGUUCGCCGUCCAGGUAUAGAGAACGCGAUAGAGAUCGCGAUCGUGAGAGGAGCGAGAGAGAGCGAGAUCGCUAUUACAGUGAGAGUUAUAGAGACAGAUCUAGAAGUAGGGACAGGGAACGCCAUGAUCAUUAUCGAGAAUCAAGGGAAGGAAGUUCAAGUCGUUCAGGGCGUGCUAUGGCUAACAAAUCACCAGGUGACGUAGUGGAUGUCGGUCCCGUGUCAGAGCCUCCGAAAAGGGGUGGAGGUUAUUAUGACGACCGUUACCGCGAACGAGAACGCGAUGGUCGCAGAGAUAUUGAACGUGAUAGAGAACGCGACCGACGUGGUGAAGAUCAUAGAUCAAGGCAUUAACUUUAAUAUAUUACAUAAUUAUACUCCACGAAACAUUCUUUAUGUAAAAUUGAUCUAGCAUUCUGGGAAACUUAUUUCAGAUAACAUAUGUAGUUUGUAAUAAAAGUAAUUUACAUUGGUUAAGAAAUAAAGUGAUUCCAAGAUCAAUA
Molecule: messenger RNA, 2492 nt
Organism: Ctenocephalides felis (cat flea)
Lineage: Eukaryota; Metazoa; Arthropoda; Insecta; Siphonaptera; Pulicidae
Product: cleavage and polyadenylation specificity factor subunit CG7185-like
Exons: 4
Coding region: 355-2343 (662 amino acids)
Biological process (GO): mRNA alternative polyadenylation
Cellular component (GO): mRNA cleavage and polyadenylation specificity factor complex
Molecular function (GO): mRNA binding
Source: RefSeq, a predicted model, not a curated record